CAGGGCUUGCCAAGACGCUCCCGGCAGGACCCAGCCUCUCUUCUCCAUGCGCCGGGAGAGCCGGGAGUUGCGGGCGCCUCUGUUAGCCGGCCAUGGAGCAAACUUACGGCGAAGUGAACCAGCUGGGAGGCGUCUUCGUCAACGGGAGACCCCUGCCCAAUGCCAUCCGGCUGCGGAUCGUGGAGCUGGCUCAGCUGGGCAUUCGGCCUUGCGACAUCAGCCGGCAGCUGCGAGUGUCUCAUGGCUGCGUGAGUAAGAUCUUAGCCCGCUACAACGAGACGGGCUCCAUCCUUCCCGGCGCCAUCGGCGGGAGCAAGCCGAGGGUCACCACGCCCAAUGUGGUGAAGCACAUCCGAGACUACAAGCAGGGAGACCCGGGGAUCUUCGCCUGGGAAAUCCGUGACCGGCUGCUGGCCGAUGGCGUCUGCGACAAGUACAACGUGCCCUCGGUGAGCUCCAUCAGCAGGAUCCUGAGGAACAAGAUCGGCAACCUCUCGCAACCCGGCGGGCCUUAUGACAGCGGUAGUGGCGGCAGCGGCAGCAAGCAACCCGCCCCGCAGCCGGCGCUGCCCUACAACCACAUCUACCAGUAUCCUUACCCCAGCGCGGUGUCCGCCACCGGCACCAAGAUGGGCAGUCAUCCCGGCGCGCCAGUCUCCGCAGCCCACGUCAGCCUCCCUCGCUCUUGGCCCUCGGCUCACUCGGUCAGCAACAUUCUGGGCAUCCGCACCUUCAUGGAACAAAGCGGAGCUCUGGCUGGGACAGAGGGCUCUGCCUACCCUCCCAAAAUAGAAGACUGGCCGAGUGUGAACAGAACCACCUUCCCUGCUUCCGGACAAGGCGUCCACGCGCUUGACAAAUCGGCAGCGGAAGCAGACAUUAAAUACCCCCAGCCGCCUCCUGGGCUCUCGGCUGUGAGUACCUUCCUGUCCCCAUGCGCGUACCCGUCUUCAAACCAGCCCAGUGUCUACGGCGGGCCCGGCGGAGGCUACCUAAGUCCGGCCCAUCAUCACUGGCAGACGCAAGGCAACCCCCUGGCCCAUCAUCACGGGCCCGGAGUGGCGGUCCACGGAGGAGAGUUGGCUUCCGCCGUGGCCUUCAAACAUGCGCGAGAAGCUGUGGACAGAAAACAAGCCGCUAGCCCUGCAGGGAAAGCUCCAGCAGAUGCCCUCGCCAACAUUCAUGGACUCUCUAUUCCAUCCUCUUCGUCUUAGAGAGCAUUGAAGGCGGGAAACGGCGUCUGACUCAGGCAGAGGAAGCUCGGAGGCGGGAAAGAGUUGGAGGAGCUUCCCUGCCCCGCCUUGCGGUCAAGGUUUGAGGAGAGGAGAAGCUGCAGCCCAUAAACCAGCUCGCGGCGACAGGGCGGCAAAAUCUACCCUGCGUUCUUUCUCUGCGCAUUCCCGCCCAAUCCAAAGCGGAGGAGGAAUCCGAAAGGCGAACUUGUCUUUGACUGUCGCGGGCGCACUAAAGACUCCGUGGAGUGAGGGUGGGGGAGAGGGGGCCACUGAGGGACCCGGCAAAAAACCAAACAAAACUGUUUUGCCUCUCCUCGGUAGGAAUCGCUGACGAAGGAAAGGUCUUUGGAUUUACAGAGAGCUGAGCGAAACUCAAGAAAACGUUUGGUUCGAAGACAUUUUGAGGAGGUGGAAACAAUCCAAACGGGAUCCUCUCCCUGACUAAGACUAACACAAUGCUUUAAAACCAAACCCAAACAAAAAAAACCCUGACGAUUUUAUGACCCUUUUUGCUUCCCCAAAUCGACCGCCUCGAAGUAGGGCUGGCCCUGUAACUUUGCUACUCUGACUUCCCCUCACAGCAGGAGGCAAGUUGGACUGACCUCAAAUUGUCACAGAAACACUUUCUUCUUUCUUCCUCUCUUUCUUUUUCUGGAUGCAAGAGGAGAGUUAUUUCUCCCCACAUCCAUCCCAAACACAAAUCUAAUUACAAUCUUCCAUUCUGCCUCAUUUAAAAGACAAGAGCCAGCAAAUAUCAAACACUGGGAGACUGAACUGAGGUUUGGCAGCUCAAUAUGAUUUUUGAACAAGGAUUCCAUUUCCUUUUUCUUAAUGGUAAAGAGUUCUGGAAUUAGCAACACAGCAAAAUAACAUUUUAAUUUUUUUGUUUUGUUUAAAUACAGGAGGGAAUAACAAUAAAAGGACUGUGCUCUGUGAAGCACACACCUGCACACCUUUCCUCCCUUUCCAGGCCUAAGCAGUCACAAUGCCUCAGCUCAACCUUCUGUGCUGCUAAAGUCCACUGCUUUUGUCCUGUAGUGAUGCCUCUAACCCCUAAUAUAAAAGGACAAGUCAGUAACUAUCUUUUCUGAUUUUAUAUUUUUAUAACAA
Hemicordylus capensis (graceful crag lizard) is the source of this 2345-nucleotide messenger RNA. It is a transcript of the gene PAX1, whose product is annotated as paired box 1. The transcript is spliced from 5 exons. Gene Ontology annotation, molecular function: DNA-binding transcription factor activity, RNA polymerase II-specific; RNA polymerase II cis-regulatory region sequence-specific DNA binding. The coding region runs from base 93 to 1214 and encodes 373 amino acids. Lineage: Eukaryota; Metazoa; Chordata; Lepidosauria; Squamata; Cordylidae. The record is from RefSeq and is a predicted model, not a curated record. Gene Ontology annotation, biological process: anatomical structure development; regulation of transcription by RNA polymerase II.